Messenger RNA from Fusarium coffeatum, 1407 nucleotides. RefSeq lists its product as uncharacterized. Gene Ontology annotation, molecular function: small ribosomal subunit rRNA binding; structural constituent of ribosome. Gene Ontology annotation, cellular component: mitochondrial small ribosomal subunit; ribosome. The record is from RefSeq and is a predicted model, not a curated record. The transcript has 5 exons. Gene Ontology annotation, biological process: translation. Lineage: Eukaryota; Fungi; Ascomycota; Sordariomycetes; Hypocreales; Nectriaceae. The coding region runs from base 1 to 1407 and encodes 468 amino acids.
AUGUAUCGUCCCAGAGUUUUGGGCCAAGGCCUUCGAGGCUUUGCCUAUGCCCGAACAUGUCGGCGAACCUAUAUCACCGAUGCUGAUGUUGAAUCCGCACGACGAUACUGCCUUACACAACUACAAAAUAGCGACUAUGAUGCUCAUCUCAUCCGCCGCUUCGUUCCCUCCCCAAUCCAAGAUACCUAUGCCGCUCUACGUACUCUCAACCUUGAGCUCGUCCGUCUCCCCGAGCUCGUCUCUAACCCUACAAUUGGAUCCUUCCGGAUGAAGUUCUGGCAAGAGUCCAUUGACAACACUUUCGCGGGUCGUCCUCCUCGCGAGCCCAUCUGCAUUCUUUUACACAAGAGCCUGCAGGAUCUUGAGGCCCGGGAUGGCAGCUCAACCAAGAAGUCGAUUAAAUUCUGGAUUUCCAGAUUAAUAAAAACAAGAGAAAAGCACAUGUCUAAUCGACCUUUUGCCAACUUGGCGAGUUUGGAAGAGUAUGCUGAGAAUACAUAUUCGACGCUUAUGUAUGCGACACUAGCGUCUCUACCACUCAGGUCGAUGCACGUCGAUCAUCUCGCCAGCCAUAUCGGAAAAGCUUGCGGUAUUGCCGCAAUCUUGCGCGGAAUCCCAGUCUUAGCAGCACCGCCUCCUCCUGUCAACACACCUUCUGGACAGGUUCCUCCCGUGCGGGAGCCUGCAAUCCUUCUUCCGCUAGACGCUAUGGCUGAGGCUGGAGUUAAGGAGGAGGAAGUCUUCAGACAAGGACCCAAUGCGCCUGGCCUACAAGAUGCUGUUUUCCAGGUUGCAACUCGAGCCAACGAUCAUCUUAUUACAGCCCGAGAGAUGCUCAAGAGGCUCAAAGCUGGAGAAGACCCUGGUCAUGAGUUUGAGCACCAGGGUGAAGGCGAACAUUUUUAUGGCGAGGGAAGCGACACAAUAAACGAAAUUCGCCAAGGUUUUGGUGUGCUACUGGAAGCCAUUCCCUCAGCUCAGUACUUGCAGCGCCUUGAGCAAGCCGAUUUCAAUCCAUUUGCUGUGAAGACAGCAGAUGCCAUCACCAAGAUGCUCUACGAACUAAUUGCCAUUGUCCGACCGGGCAGCCUCUUAGAGGUGAAGGAAAUCGCCCAAACAGUCGGUUCCCUCGUCCUCAAGAAUGGCGGUGUCGUCCGCGGUCUCGCCAACUGGGGCGUUUUCUCGCUACCCAAGCCCAUCUCAGUACAUCAAAUGAAGCACACCCACGGCCACUACUUCGUCAUGCGAUACGACGCCGCCGCAAAGGUUCACCACGAUGUUCGCAACACACUACGUCUCGAACCCCGUAUGAUCCGUGCCGCACAUGUCAAGUUGGGAGACGGAAAGCUUGAGUCCCUCGCCAGAUUCGGCCCACCCAAGUGGAAGACGACAGGCAGCGAGGCAUAA